AUGGAGGAGGCCUUACCACUUUUGCGAGAAAAUAGCUCUAACUCUUACCGGCAGUCAAGAUGCUAUAUACCCGCUCGAUACGUUCUAGCAGCUUUGUCCUGUUCGGGUUUUUGUGUGAUGUAUCUUCUCCGAGUGAAUUUAAGCGUGGCUCUGGUGGCCAUGGUCAAUUCCACCUACGCGAACGAACGGGCGUCUGCAAAUAACCCGGAAUGCCAAAGAAAUUCUUCCACAGAUUCCGAGAAAAAGGUAAGAAGGAAAGGAGUCUACUCUUACUGCCUUGUUGUAUUCUUUGUUGUUUGCUCGCCUCUCCGGCCGCUUGUCUUUGUCUUAGCAGUGGAACACCAAAAUAGCGCUAACUUGCUGAAAACGCUUCAAAACGGCCUGAGACGUGGGCAAACAACAAAGAAUACAACAAGGCAAUAAGGUAAGUCGAUUUUAUUUAAAAACAUAACAUUUGUUUCUCUUUUAAGAAAAGCCGUUUACAUCCCAUACAAUCGUAUGUAACACAACACCGCUCGCAAGCAAGAGUCACGUCCGAGCUUGCGACGCCUGUGAUAUAGCGCAUCUUACCGGCCGCUUUACCAUUAAUUCUGGCCAUCUUGAUUUUCAAAUGUACCGAGGGGGCAGGCUUCGGGGAUUAUAGCUCUUGCAGCAGGGGGCGAGAAAAAUAAAAAUAAAAAUAUUUUUCUCGCUUCCUCACAAACCGCGCCCCCAUGCUCCCUAAGUAGUUUUGACACUCAUGCAAGAUGGCAGCCCGUAACGCAAAGCGCUCGAUCUCGACGAUCUUAUGGGAAAACUAAGGGACUCUGAACAGUCUAGCUUGGCUAGGACGAACAAUACAUCGAAGUACAGGUAUACAUGUCAAAAAUAUUGAUGUGUAUGUCACACGUUUUUUUGCCGUUUCACAAGCCAACAACAUGCAUGAGUCAAUCACGAGCCUCGAAUCAAGCACAAUUAAACCAACCUCGAGUCAAGCCCAAAUGAUACAUUUUAAUUUCCAUUUUUGAAUUUCCCGGCCACAGAGAGUAGCAAUUUUUUUGUACAAAGUUACAAUGAGAGGCCCUGCCAGGAAGUGGGAGGGGGAGGGGUGGGUCCCAUGUCGCCCGUCUGAAUUUUAAAACGUCUCGUGUCGGUGUUUGUAUGUGCUUGUCGCUUAUGUUAUCGUCGGCUUUGCCGUCACUGUCGCAAUAAAUGAGACACUUAUUCAAAGUCUCACCUUGAAAAAUUUCUACACCUGUCGCUUAGCACGAUUAAUUAGCCUAGUGGGAUCUUUAUGAAUCUAUUGUAAACGAUUUCUUCCUGAUUUCUUUGCUUCUUGAUUUUGAAAAUCAAUAACCGCAAGCCAUAUCCUCGCUAAUACUGUAAGCUGAUCUUGCGAGCCCUCAGUCUCUUGGUUUGCGGUAUAUAGAAUGUGUGUAACGAAAAAAGUGACCCAUUUUUUCAGAGGUUUUCGACUGGUUUUGAUGUUUUUGAUGUUCUAACGACGAAAAAAUCUCCUCUGGAGCCUGUGGAAGGUUUUCUCUUGUCGCGAAUUUAUUUUACGCGCUGUCGCUACUUUUUGGGCCAUGUCGCUUGUCGGAAUUUACCCUGGCAGGGCCUCUACAAUGGGUACCAAUAAUUUGGCAUUAAAAUUGUCAUUAGCAAUUAUUGGAUGGGGCUCAGUAUGAUGUGAAGAAUUAUGCAGACAUGCAUAAUUUGCCAUAUACACAAACCGACUGAUACUUGUGUUUUUCUUGGAUGCUUGAUACUGACAAACGAAGCCAACUGGAUCACCACUAUUCCAUGGUUUUGUAGUUCAGAAGAUUUGUUUGACAGUUUUUUGCAGGAACAUUUCACUAUGGUACAUUGAACAUUUCAGAUCAACUGGGACUUUGAACCCUUGUCUUUGUGAAAAAAUAGUAUAUGCAGGGCUUGUGAUAGAUAGGUCGCGAAAAAAAAAGUCAAAUUUUGCGUGAUUUUUAGGGAUGAAAUCGCGGCAAAAACAGCCGAUUUCGCGGGAAUUUAGCGGGAAUUUUCGGGGCAAAUUUGACCGGAAAGUAAUCGGUAAAAAAACGGCGGAUUUUCUGGUUAUUUUCAGGGCAAAUUUCGCUUGAAAUCAAUCGGUUUUGCGCUGAUCAGACCGGCGUUUUUACUGUUUUUCUAACAGAGGUCAUCAUUUGCUCUUUCAACAACAAUACGCUCCGUGCCUAGAUCUACGCCUGGUACUUUCGGAACGUUGUUUGCAUCCGUGAGGAAAUUUGGACAUAAAUUUGCGAGCUUACAGCAAGUAAAUACCCCCAGUAGCUGAGACAAGUUUCAAAAUUGCUGUACAGACAUGUAUUUGAUAAGAUUUCUACCGAAUUUCGCGGUAUUUUGCGUGUUUUUGUGAAUUUCGCGAGAUUUCGCGGAUUGACCUGAAUUUCGCGGCUCGCGACCGCGCGAAAUAUCAGAAGCCCUGUUAAUAUGUAAUUAUUUUUCUUCUGUAGGAUGGAGAGUUUAACUGGGAUCAAAAGACACAAGGUAAUGUGCUCACCAAAUCUCUUUACAGGAAUUAUUCAGUAAAUGCCUUGACCUGAUAAUUAAUACAAGAAGCGUUGCCUCCCUCAGUUUGGUCUCAAAAUAAGGAGGGGGCCCAGGCCCCCCGGGCCCUUCCCCGGGGUGCGAUACUCUAGUCUAUGCCCAAUCUGAAUGGUUUAACACAAUUACCAUUUUCAGGUCUAGGAGAGUUGAAUUUUAUGACGUUACUUCAUUUUGCUCAAGAUUGCAGCCUUCCAUGGAGGGUAAAGAACCCCUUUGUGGAUGUGCUACAUUGCACUAUUAGUAGCUGUUAUUGUUGUUGACUGUACAAGCAGUUUCUUGUGUGCCAUAUUGUAACCUCAUCUCUCUUCUUAUCUGACAUGAGCUACAUUGGUUAGCCAUUUAGGUGUUUAGAUACUCUAGUCUGUGCCCAAUCUGAAUGGUUAUCACAAUUGCUAUUUUCAGAUCUAAGGGAGUUUGAAUUUUAUCAUUUUAUUUCAUUUCGUUCUUGCAAUAUUGGAUGGAGGGUAAAAAUCCCUUUGUGGAUGUGCUAGAUUGUACUAUGAGAUUUUUAUUUAUUGAUCACAAUACUUGGUUUUUGGCUCUUUAUAGGUCUAAUACUGGCUUCAUUUUUCUUUGGCUAUGUCAUCACUCAGUUACCAGGUGGCUGGCUAGGAACACGGUUUGGUGGGAAAUAUUUAUUUGGCCUUGGAGUGCUUUGCACUUCUGUGUUGACAAUUUUCACUCCUCUUGCUGCACGUCAUAGUGCUGGGAUGUUAAUUCUGGUGAGAAUACUGGAAGGAUUAGGACAGGUAAACUAUUUAGUUGCAAACAUUUUGUAGUGGAUUGGUUUUAGUACUAAAUAUAAUGACUCCUUGCUUGUGUGGCAGGCAAAGAAAAAGGGAAGGGGAAGAGGGAAUUUAAGUGCAAGCGAGAGUGUGUGAGGGGCACGUGUGGAGGAAAAACACCCACCUCUUAGAGGCCCUGGCGUUCUCGUGUAUCCAAAUUCCCCUAUCGCCUUCUUAUUUUAACGCCUGCUACACAGGCUCUAUAAAUCCUGUAAAACCCAAUAAAGGCAAAGAAAAGGUCAAAUGAAAACACAGUUAUUAAAGUAGAAUGGUUAUGAAACCCGUUAGACUCCUUUGAUGUAAGAUUUUGUUAGCUUUUUUGGACCUAACCGUGCACAGCAUUUUCUAGCAUUCCUAUUAUUUUGAACUUAAAGGCCAAGAGAAACAUUGCCUUAAUUUAUUCAGCCGAAAUUUGUGAACAAAAAACAAAGGAUUGUGCAUGGUCAGGGAGAGUCCAGUAUAAGCUACAGCACUGUUGAGUUGUUUCCAACUUGCCGGCUUUCAUAACCAGUCGCCUCUACUAAUUAUGAUGAAAAGUAAAAGGUUAUUCUAACUGAAGGCAAUCCGAAAUAAUCCCUGUUAUUAGUUCAAAUAAAGCAGAUGCAUGUGUAUGUGGAUUUAUGGCAGAAGUUUUUUACCUACCUCAAGAAUGUAAACUUUAAAAUAGCUUCAUUGUUUACAUGCUCAAUACUCAGCUGCCAGCCCUUAAAAGUAGCCUUUUCUCCAUGAUAGAGACCAUAUUAAGAGUGGGAAAUAGAUUUUUCAUGAACAGGUUCGAUGAAAAAAGGCUUUUCAAUAACAAUUCGCCCAACCAUUCAAAAUCCUCUCUUGGGAAUACCCAAGGUAAAGUAAGUAACCGAAUCUCAAACUACAGAAAGAACACACGGGUGAUUCCACGAAUCAUGUGUACAGCUAACGGCAAACGUCAGAUUCAGGUUGACAAUUCGAGUAUCAAAUUAGGAAUAUCAGCAAAGAAAAACUGUUGAAAAUAAGUCAUAUGGAUGAACCUAAAAUGAAACCUAUUGCUGUGGCUUACAAGAGAUUGAAUUUGGUCACGUUCAUGGUGCAAAUUGAAGUCUGCCGUUGGCCGUAAAAAUGAUUCUGAAUUUCUGUUAGUUAUCAUUCCCAGCUAAUCCUCUGUAAUAGGGGUUUGCUUUCUUACAUGUACCUUUAACCCCUCCAGUCUUGUUUAUACUUAAAGCAGUGCUGUUCACAUCAGUAUAAUUUAGUCUGUACAAAUAAAGUCACUUGAAUUAAAACAUCGCGCAGAAUGGCUAUUGUUCUCGGCCGUUGUAUUUGUUGUUGUUCGAAAGUCGAAGAUAACCAUGUUGAAGAUAAACUUCGUGGCCGUCUUUGAUGCAUGUCUUUGAAACGUUUCUUCUGCCCUAAAAGACCACUUGCCUUGGCAGAGUUCUCCCUACAAUACCUGCUUUGGUAGUCGGCAACCAGGUAUUCUGGGGACAUGGCCUGCCCGUCUAACCUGGGCUCUCUGUAGGAGGGUGUCAACGCUGGGGAUGCCCGACCUUUCUAUGACCUCCGUGUCAGGAUUUUUGUCCUGCCAUCUAAUGUGGAGAAGUCUGCGGAGGCAGCUCAGGUGGAUAUGAUUGAGCUGGUUGGCGUGUACGUGUCUGCUGUACACAGUCCAGGUCGCACAUGAGUAGAGAAGAGUGGUGAGUACCACGGCAUGGUAAACUUUCAGCUUAGUAGAGAGGCCGGUGGCUAUCCGUUCCCAGACAUUCUCACGGAGUCUUCCGAAGGCGACGCUGGCCUUAGCAAUCCUGUUGUUGACUUCAGUAUCGAUAUGAACCACUUUUGAGAGUGUACUACCCCGGUAGGUGAAGUUGUCAACUGCCUGUAAGUUCUGCCCCUUAACCGUAAUGUGUGGUUCUUGGUAAGGCUUUCCAGGUGCAGGCUGAUACAUGACUUCAGUCUUUUUGGUCAGGCCGAAGUUGUCACAACCUUGAGAUGAGCAGUUCAUUCCAUGCUGCAUUAUCUACUCUGUGUUGGCGCUGAGGGCACAGCUAGUCAUCAGGAAACAAGACGUCUCUGAUGACAGUCUCCUCCUUUGUAGCAGCCUUCAAGCACCUGAGGUUGAACCAGCCCGUCGUCAAUCCUGUAUCUGACCUGUAUUCCGUCUUGGCAGUCAUGGAAGGCAUCAGUCACCAUGACUGAGAAUAAUAUACUGAAGAGCGUCGGAGCGAGAACACAGCCUUGUUUUACGCCGUUCGUUACUGGAAAGUACUCUGAGUCGUCUCCGUCAUGUCCAGAACUUUAACCAUCACGCCUUCGUGAAACUGUCGUACGGUCGUUAUGAAUUUGCUGGGACAGCCAAACUUCUCCUUUGUCUUCCACAAGCCGUCUCUGCUUAGCGUAUCGAAGGCCUUGGUCAGGUCAGCAAAGGUCACAAAGAGGUCGCUAUUCUGCUCAUGGCAUUUUUCACCUACAGUCGAGUUGGAAACUUUGGUCAGUCUGUAAUAUUACAGGUGAAGGGUGAUCUGAAUCACUUUCAUUGGUCGAAGUCUGUGCGGUAUUUCCUUUGUAGUAAAUACCGCCUUGCAUAUCAACUUGUUAGAGCAGAGUAAAGAAGAAAAAAAAAAGCCAUUCGAGCUAUUGUUUAUUCUUUCGUUCCCUGGUAUAUCACUUUAAAUGGCUUAUGCAGCGCGUGCUUACAAGCGGUAAUGAAUAUCAAAUGAUGUCCACUCAUUCUGCGCGAUGAUGUCCUGAAAGGCCUGUUGUAAAUAAUUCAGGUAAUGUCAUGUCCCCUGCAGGGUGUAACGUUUCCAGCUAUGCAUGCCAUGUGGAGCUUUUGGGCCCCUCCCCUGGAAAGGAGCAAACUGAUCACUUUUUCUUAUGAAAGUAAGUACGUUAACCACCACUCGGUUGGAAGAACGCUGGUUUGCUGAGCUCGGGUUCGGGAGUUCGUGAAUUCAAAUCCGAGAAUCAGAGUUCUCAUAAUAAUACAGUCUCCCAUUCAGCAUGUAUUUGGAUUCGAACACAACCCUCCUUAUUCACUGCGGUCAAAACAGUAAAAUCUCCCAAGCAACGUUCGCCAGAAAUUAGGGUUGCUCAUACGUUUUACGGUCAAAAUUAGUGAGGUUAAGCAAAGACGUUUUUGGACGACGCACACGUCAACCAGAAGUGGAUCCAUUCUUGAGUAGUUUUUUUGCCCAAAUUUUUUGAUCGAAUCGCCUUGAGACUAUAGACCCUUAGCAAUACAAAAUUGGAAGAGAAAGGGGCUUACUUAAACGCCUUUACUUAAGCCCCCUAAUAAGAUAUAGAUGCACCUCCAGGUUAGAUGUACACAAGUUCAGUGCAAGAAUAACUGUUUAUUUUUCUGCCUUUCGUAUCACAAAGGGAAAGAACUUGGCACUAUUCUUGGCAUGCCAUUAGCAGGAGUUCUCUGUGCAUCUGACAUCUUGGGAGGAUGGCCAUCUGUAUUUUAUGUCUUUGGUAAGUAUUUCCCCUGCAAUACAGUGAAUAAGGAGCCCUCCCUCCUGGGUAUACCUAAUUGUCAAUGAUGAUAUUUCUAUUUUUAGAGACAUCUCCAGUGGAGACCCAGACAUAACUGAUAUAUAGUUAGUGCAAAGCGGUUGAACCGAAUUCCGCUAUGAAGAGCUGGGAAUGGCCACCAAAUAGAGCGUAAUAUAAACAAGAAAACAACUCGUUAAUGGACGUUACCAAAGUGUUUGAAAUUGGCAAUUUUCCAUAUAAAAUUGUAGAAUGUACCAAACUCAGCAUGAAGCAGGUUUGUAACCGAAGAAAAAAGCAAUUCUCAUGUUGACAUUAAGUAAAGCAGUAAAGGGACAUUCAAACACGUAGCAAAUAAACUAUGGAAGGUAUGGAUGGUCAAAACUAAAGAAGGUGACACCGAUUGCAGUGAGUGGGGCUUUUGAAACCGUUUACUUGACGAGCAAUUGGCAUCUACGCCCUGACACCUCCGUUUUCGGAAGAUACUUUUGAUGAAGGCGUACAUUGAGUAUGGGGACUUCCUCCAUUACGACGAUACUUUUUAGGAAUACCUCGAAAGUGAUAGUUAAAGUACUAUGAAACUCGCUUGUAGACCAUAGGUAAAUGAAUUUCUUCUUGACCAUGUACUUAUUCCUUUUACUCCUAAUGGUGAUAAAAUUUUCACAACAAAAAUUCCAAUAUCCUUUUGUAGAUAACUAGAAAAUAAGUAAUUCUUGAGAAAGGUUCUGUCAAAGGGGUUUCAUGUGAAUGGUAACACCUGACAGAUUGGUGUUCUUUAAAUUAAAUGUUUGAUUUAGGUGGUGUUGGCAUUUUAUGGUCUUUCAUCUGGAUGAUGUUUACGUACAACAGACCAGCUAAUCAUCCAAGAAUAUCCAUCAAAGAGAGAGCAUAUAUUCAUGCUACUAUAGGAGCAGGACAGGACAAAGGAAGAAGAGUACGGAAAUUAUGCUAUCUUUAUUUAGUAGCACCCUUUUGUCGCUAAACAUAACUAUAACAAAAUUCAGCACUAAUAGAAAAGUGUAGUAGGACAGUACUCGCCAUUGCGCGUGCGCACUUGAAUGGCUUUUUGACUCCGCACGUAAGUCAUGCACAGAAGAGCUCUGGGUCGAGAUUGACUGCUAGCAAAAGAAGCUAUCAGAAAUUCUUCUGUUUUGAUUUAAAAGAAAGCCUAAAAUUUCGCAAAUUUAGUACAGUUAUGAUCAAUUCAUUUGGUAGGAGAACGUUGUGUCAUCCAAUUCGGUCUGUGAUCAUACUCGUGAUUAAACAAAUCGGACUCCAGCGGUUUCCGAUUUUGUUUAUCACUCGUACUCAUUCCUAUUACAAUUAUUAAUCAUUUUUUUCACAAGUUGGCCAGUUACCCUUGUUUCUUGACAACAAAUGAAGACGCCACUACUCGUGUCUGAGAGUGGUAUCCUGUUUCCAGGUCAGCGUGGUGGCAAGUAUUUCAGGGGAAGGGACUUGGGCGUCUUUAUUCCCAUUUUUUUUCUCCUCAGGGAUGGCUUGCAUUUUCAUUUGUUUCCAUUAUUAAAGUCCCCUUUUAGGGCUAAAAUGCAGAGUUUCUGUGAGGAAUAUUUGACAGUGAUUUCACAAACUUGUUGAUGUAGCAUAUUUUAUUGUAUUCUAAUAUCGGGAAAUCUUGUUCAGAUAUUGAUGUAAAGAAAAGAAAUAUCGUACUUCACCGAUGUAUCGGUGUAUCAUCGCAGCCCUAUCAUUUUGUUCACAAGUUAUUCGGCUUCCUUUGUUUCUCAGCAAGAAAGGAAGUCGUAGUGGCUUUAUUCGACUGAAAGUGGCUAUCCUGUGUGGAAGGGUUUGAGGACUGAGAUUAAGGGACUCGCGUGCCUUUAUUGCUCUCCUCCCCCGCGUGUUACCCAAAUCCCUCCACUUCAAACGCCUUUCACGCAUACUAGCUCCAAACGUUCAAAUAGGCUUCCCGUGUGCCCCCCGUCACUCCCAGUAUUCCCCAUUUGGUAAAUUGAACGGAACUUUCCCUCGAAAGUUCCCAGACGGCACGAGGAACUGAAUUGUUGAAUUUCCAAAAGGCGAACCAUUCAACCGAAAUGGUAUGAAUGGAAACAAAACUUCCGGGAAGAAAAUUUGAAAAGCUGGGUACACCUCGCGUGGUUGUCCUUUUCUUUCAGAAAUUUUCGGAAAUUUGGUCUAGUUGAUACUGGAAGUUGCCAGAAAUUUAAACAGAGGAAUUUGGUUGAAUGGAAUUUGCGAGGUGGGGAUAGGGUGGAGGAGUGGCAGGGGUUUUUCCAGGUUUUGGAAUAUGUGACCCACUAACUACAUUGCUAAUUUUUUCAGAAAUAUGACACCCCGUGGUUUGCAAUCUUCACUUCGCCAGCCGUGUGGGGGAUAAUUGUCGCAAAUGUCUGCAACAACUGGGGUUUUUACACCUUUCUUACUUGUUUGCCGUCGUAUUUCAAAGAAGUUCUCAACUUUUCAAUUUCUCAG
Porites evermanni is the source of this 9266-nucleotide messenger RNA. The record is from the annotation of a GenBank genome assembly. NCBI's taxonomy places the organism in Eukaryota, Metazoa, Cnidaria, Anthozoa, Scleractinia, Poritidae.